Messenger RNA from Dunckerocampus dactyliophorus (ringed pipefish), 4143 nucleotides. RefSeq names its product prominin-2-like. NCBI's taxonomy places the organism in Eukaryota, Metazoa, Chordata, Actinopteri, Syngnathiformes, Syngnathidae. The transcript has 24 exons. Gene Ontology annotation, molecular function: cholesterol binding. Gene Ontology annotation, cellular component: apical plasma membrane; microvillus; cilium. The record is from RefSeq and is a predicted model, not a curated record. Bases 1294 to 3675 code for a protein of 793 amino acids.
GCGUGACUACAACCUCCUGUGUGUGGUUCCUUUUAAUUACAGAUAAAAUGUCACCAAUAGAGGAGGAAUACUGCGCCACUAUGUUAACAAGUCAUUUGCAGUGUUCCCCACCAGGGGGAGUGCUGACUGAACAACAUUAAACCAGGCUAAACUGCAAGGCUGCGUUCAGGACACCUCAAAAUUCCUAUGAUUUUCGUCAGUUUAUCCGCAGUCUCAGUAGGGAAAUGUUCUUAAAAGGUCCAUAAUAACUAAAACUAAUACUGACCACCUUACUUUCACUAAUUUAAGGAAUAAAAUGACAUAAUUAAUACAAUAUAAUAUAAUUAGAAAUUAUUAUUAUUAUUUUUUUUAGCAAAUACUGUAGUAAUUACAUUUUUUUUACCUUGUAUUGUAACUUAACCUGAGGACCGAAGCCCAGCAGUACCCUCCCCCUCGCUACUCUUUUGGUUUGAUCCAUAUUACGUGGUGGACGUUUGAUCACGUUUGAGGAGCUAGUUGCUAUGAGUUACGAGUUGCUACUAGUUGGGGGAGCGAGUAUCAUGCCUGUAGAGGCCGCCCAUCUGCCACACAUAUGCGCUGACUUGAUGAGGAUAUGAUGAGCGCUGAGCAUUAGUAAAUAGGAUUUUUUGUCCUCCCACCCCCCCGCGGCGCCCCCGAGAGAAUGGCGCCCUGGGCAAUUGCCCAUGUGGCCCAUAACUAGAACCGCCACUGACCGGAUGGCACGUAAUAGUACGCCACCAAACCUGUAGUCCCGAGUGUCCCCCAUAGUACACCGCGAUGGACACAGUCGAAUGCCUAUUCCAAGUCUACAAAGCACAUGUAGACCGGUUGGGCAAACUCCCGUGUACCCUCCAAUACCCUUGCAAGGGUGUAGAGCUGGUCCAGUGCUUCACGACUGGAAUUCAAGAGUCAUUAUCACACUUGAAAGUCGUUCGUCAUGUAAAUGUGGCUCUUACUUUGCGAAUGAAAGCUAUGAUAGAAAAAAAGAAAAGCACUUCAAACAUCACAAAUAAAGGGAAAAAAGUGAAGCUGUCAACUACGUGUAGUCAAAAGUGUACAAACGACUUGUUUUUAGUCGUGCCCGGUCUCUUUGUUCUUUAAAGUUAAUGUGUAUAUAAAUGUAACACAAAAUUACUACCUAAAGGGGUACCUGAAUGUAUCACAGCAGCCGCUUAGCUUUGGGAGGAGUUGUCUUCACACCAACCUUUUUUGAUGUUUAAACAACAGUGUGCGUCUAUAAAUGUGAGACACAUCUCAUAAGCCCACGACUGUUCCCUCUCUCGCCCUGUCAGGAUGGACUCGUGUAGGAGAGCAAGGGGCUGGAGGUGGCAAGGCAUGUUCAGGACGGCAGUGGGACUAUGGCUGCUACAACUCUGCGUGGCCGUGGGUACGAAGGGCCUGACAACUCCUAAAACUCCUGAAACGGAAAUAACAAGCAUUCAGUACCUACCCCCGGCUGAGACCGGUGACGCCAACUUCCUGGCUGGUCCGGUCCAUGUCUUCCUCACUUGUGUCCAGCCCAAUUCGUUUCCUAAAGAAAUGCUCAUGACUAUCAUACAGGGUCAGACUAACCGGUCUGAUACGGCAUUUAUCAACAAAGUCUUGACGUAUGAGGCAGGCUUCCUGGUGUUUGCAGUCAUCGGCGUGAUUUACAUCAUUGUGAUGCCUAUAGUGGGCUUAUAUUUGCUGUUCCGCGGCAAAUGUACUGAAAAGUACAAGGAGAUGACGCCCGCCCGUGAGAAAAAAAGAAAAAUCUUCUACUGCAGCACUCUCGUCACCACAAUCAUAUUAUUAGCUGGGACCGUCUGCAUGUUGAAAAGCAACUACAUACUUGAGCAGAGUAUGGGCCAGAGCCAGGGUCAGCUUAACAACACGUUACAAAACAUCACUCUCUUCUUCAAAGCAGCUGAGAAGGUCAUUGAUGGGACCCUGGUCGAAAUGAAGACCCUACCACAAAAAUUAGGCGACACGAUCAAGCCUGCUGUCCUGAAAGAAGUGGGUUUCGACGCUCUGAAGACAGAUAAACAGGAGAUAGAGGGUGGACUGAACAGCCUGAUAGACUCAAGGAAAAAGCUGGUGGACAGCCUUAAUGGCUUAAAGGAUCUUAAUAAUCGCAUCAAAGGAACAACUAGCAAGACUGAGUGUAGAUGCCUGAAUUUACAACCGAGGACUGUCCAAGACAUCCAAGCGUUGGAGAACCUGGACACCUUCAAAAACACCUUCCGUGAUUUUGAUGUCAGCUCAAUGGAGGAAAAGAUCUCGAAGUUGGGCAGCGAUAUAAACAUCGACAAGUUAGAAGUCCCAAACCUGAAUAUUGCAUCCCAGAUGCAGUUUUUGACUACUUUUGUGAAUAAGCUGUCAGCAAGUAUCAGCAAGUACGGGGAGAAGCUGAAGACAGUAGAGGGUUUCAGAUGGCCGAUAUGUGUAGUCAUGUGUUUCGUGGUCGUACUAGUGUUUGUGUGUAACACCCUGGCUCUCAUCCUGGGCCAUUCUGGUCUGACACAGCCCAUCGACCCAAUUGAGCGCACAUGCAUGACCGACGUUGCGGGAAAACUCUUCACGAUUGGUGUAUUUGUCAGCUUCUUCUUCUCCUGGCUGCUCAUGUUGGUGACAGUCGUGCUCUUCCUGGUGGGAGGCAAUGUUUACUCACUGUUGUGUCAUCCCUGGAGCACCGGAGAACUGUGGCAGAUGAUCGAUACCGCAAGUGAUAUUCUACAGUUAAUGCCACAAGGAUUCGAUGUCACUCCCAGUGGUGUUUAUACAAACUGCGCGAACAAAACGUCUGCGUUGAAAGCGCUCCAAUUGGAUAAAAAGUUCGACAUUACAAAGCUUGAUAAAGCCCUACAGGACAUUGAAACUAAAUUACAGGGGAUCACUGUGUCUGUGGACUUCAGUACCUACACAAAAAAGCUUGACGAAUUCCCGGCAUUACCGAUGAUGCCUGAAAUCGAUCUGACCCAAGGAGUUAACGCACUUGAUCAAGCUGCUCAGAAUCAUCCAGAUGUAGACAUUGCUCAAGAGUUAAAACAACAUGCCAAGGAUAUGAGGAAUAUUCAGGAAGAUAUCGAAAAACAAAUGGAGGAAAUGAAAAAGGGUUGGAACGCCCUUGAGGACAAUAUUGGAACACUGAAAGACAGAAUGAAGAAAUUGUCAGAUCAAGGCCAAUUGAACACCAUCAUCAAAGACGUGGCUAUCCGGGAGAUAAAAGACUUCAUUAAGCGGUCCAUAUCAAUGGUGACCGAGGACUUUGAUUGUCAGCCGAUUGCUGGAUUUGUGGACUCUGCAGAGACCAUCCUGUGCUCACGACUUGUGGAGUCUCUGAAUGCCUUCUGGUUCAGUCUGGGAUGGUGCAUCAUCCUCUUCAUCCCCUCCACUAUUUUCACUAUGAAACUAGCAAAGCACUACAGGAAAAUGAGCCGCGUUGAUAUCAUUGACUUUUUCUAUCUAUGUCCAGCAGCGAAGUCAGCCAGAGAUCAAAGAGCAACAGUGGCUCAAUUGGCACCCGCAGAGCAAAGCGCCGUCAGAAGACUCGGCGCACUCGGACGACUUAGACCACUCAGAGCAUUAUGUGCACUUGGAGCACUCGGCGUGACCAAGGAGACACCCCCACCAGAUACAUCAGCCUCAUCCAAAAACCCUGAGACAAGAGGAGACGACGUCAAUGAUGAGGAGUGAAGAAACCUAGAAGCAACACACGUCAUUUCAGACAUUGUAUUUUAUGCAAAUGCUCUCACUGGACUCAACAAUAAGCCAAUAUUAGAAAAUACACAUGUUAAAUAAUAAAUAAUAAUUAAAUACCCCACAGAUGCCGUAUAAGAUUAGGUUGUACAGGUGUGUCUAAUGUUGUGUCCAGUGGGUGUGUUAGGUCAAAGGCAUGCUGCGUUGUGACUAUUGUAAUCAAUUCCUCUCUUUCGUAGCCAUCUACUACCAAUGACAGCAUAUUUAACCAGAAUGAACUUGGGCUUUUAAAAAAUGAAAAAUCAAAAGCACAAUUCAUGGUACUGAUUCAGUGAGGAUUCUUUUCGGUGUGAAAUUAAUGCAUGCGUACACGCUGCAAAAAUAUCCACCUUUUAGUCUUGCUUAGGAAUGUUUUUUUGUAAAUAUGAUUUAAAUGAUUUUUUUGACUGCUGAAAAUGUUGAAUA